Messenger RNA from Limulus polyphemus (Atlantic horseshoe crab), 3177 nucleotides. RefSeq names its product transmembrane and TPR repeat-containing protein CG4050-like. Bases 185 to 2728 code for a protein of 847 amino acids. Gene Ontology annotation, molecular function: mannosyltransferase activity; protein binding. Gene Ontology annotation, cellular component: endoplasmic reticulum. Gene Ontology annotation, biological process: protein O-linked glycosylation via mannose. The transcript has 21 exons. The record is from RefSeq and is a predicted model, not a curated record. Lineage: Eukaryota; Metazoa; Arthropoda; Merostomata; Xiphosura; Limulidae.
GUUUGUGCGAUCGUUAUCCAGUUAUCGAGACGCGACGCUUGCAACCUGGACGUUGGAGAAUACGUACGUUUGGGCGCCCUCUACAGAAAACAACGUCAAUACUGUUGGGCUUCUGUUGCCAAGUUAUCUAGGAAAGGAAUUCCGAAGUUCUGACAGCGUCAUAAGUACUCAUUAGUAUCUCACCAUGAGUAAACAACAGCUAGACAGACUUUAUCCUCUGGCCAUUGCAGCCACAGCCUUGACUGUGUACAGUACCUCCUUAGGGGGGAGCCUCGUGUUUGACGACGUAGCCGCUAUUCAGGAAAAUCGCGACGUGCGGCCUUCCAGCUCAUUCCUUAAUCUUUUUCUCAAUGAUUUCUGGGGAACUCCAUUGCACAAGGAGCAAAGCCACAAGUCAUACCGUCCAUUCACUGUCUUGACAUUCCGACUCAACUACGCCGUCCAUGGUCUGCAGCCUUUGGGUUAUCACGUGAUCAAUGUUCUUCUCCAUGCCUUAGUGUGCGUCUUGUAUUACAGACUAUGCCUCUUCUUCUUGCCUCGUGCUGUCAGUUUUGUUGCCGGCAUUUUGUUUUCCGUCCAUCCGAUACACACAGAAACAGUGGCCGGUAUAGUUGGAAGAGCCGAACUCCUCUCGGCUGUCUUUUACCUGAGUGCCUUGUCUCACUACAUGAGGGUUAGACAGCAUAACGACUUCGCCGUGUGGCGUUGCUGUGCAGAAACAGCAGCACUUGCAGUGUGUGGAACACUUUGUAAAGAACAGUGUUUGACCGUUUUGGUGGUGUGUAGUAUCUACGAGCUUCUCUCCACGAAGGUGUGGAAGUGGAUUUUGCUGGGCAGGGGAAUGGCGUUGUCAUGGAUACGAAAAUCCCUAGCGAGAGUUGGAUAUUUAGGGCUGACCGCCCUUAUAGUUAUAAUAUUACGUUUUAAGCUGAUGGGAUCCCAUUUGCCACAGUUCAACAGGUUUGACAACCCGGCUUCAGUUGCUCGCUUUCCUACACGACACCUCACAUUUAGUUAUUUGUGGUCAGUAAAUGCCUGGCUUCUACUUUUUCCUUGUGAUCUUUGUUGUGAUUGGACCAUGGGCACCAUCUCCUUACUGACGUCAUUUAGGGACCUAAGGAAUACUUCUACUUUAUGUUUUUGUGUCUUCGUAAUUCUUUUAUUACGGUUUUCUUGGUUUACAGAACAAAAUCAAAGAGUAACUGUUAUAAUGGCUUUGUCUAUGGCUGUUGUCCCUUUUCUACCAGCUUCCAAUAUUUUGUACCAUGUUGGAUUCGUUGUUGCCGAGCGCGUGCUCUACCUUCCGAGUAUGGGCUUCUGCAUGCUCAUCGCCAUGGGUUGGAGUCAUUUAUGGCAAGAUAAGCGCCUGAGAGGGCUAGCUACCAUUGGUUUCGUUAUUCUGGUGUCUAUUCACGCAAUGAAGACGGUUUUAAGGAACAGAGAAUGGAAGUCAGCAGAAACGCUGUUUACGUCUGGUCUCCGAGUCAACCAGAAAAAUGCCAAACUUUACAACAAUUUGGGUAAAGCCUUAGAAGAACAAGCUAAAUAUGAGGAGGCCUUACAGUAUUUUCAACAAGCAAUUAGAAUUCAGCCUGACGAUAUACGAGGAUACCUCAAUUCUGGUCGGGUGUUUACGCGCAUGAAGAAGUAUCAAGAAGCCGAACUGGUCUACCUCAAGGCUAAAUCCCUCUUUCCUCAAGUCUGUAGUGUCAAAUCAUCAGAAAGCCGAGUUACUCAGUCUCACCUACAGCUGUUCCUGAAUCUUGCGUCACUAAUUUCACGCAAUCACACGAGAUUAGAGGAGGCCGAUGCGCUAUAUCAAGAGGCUAUCAAACUGCGAUCUGACUACACUGGAGCGUAUCUAAAUAGAGGAGACUUCCUGAUUAAAAUGAACAGAACGAAAGAGGCAGAAGCUAUGUAUGAACAAGCGUUACAGUUUGAUACUCACAACCCAGACCUUUAUCAUAAUCUAGGUGUGUUGCUGAUGGAUCAACGAAAGAGUCAAGAGGCUUUAGCCAUGUUUAAUAAAGCUUUAGAUAUCGACCCAGAUCACGAAAAAUCGCUAAUAAGCUCUUCCAUUUUGAUUCAAGAAUCCGAUAUGGCCCUCCAUCACAAACAGCUAGCGAGUGAAAGGUUACAGAAAAUGGUAGACGGAGGUAAACAAAAUGAGCUCAUUUACUUCAAUUUGGGGAUGCUAGCUAUAGAAAAUAAAGAUGUGCAUGGAGCUGAGCAAUGGCUAAACAAAGCUUUACAGGUACGUCCAAACCUCGGAAGUGCUUUGUUCAAUCUAGCGUUGCUUUUAUCAGGAGAAAGCAGACCACUGGAAGCUUUUGUCUAUCUUAAACGACUUCUACAGAGUCAACCAGAUCAUGGGAAGGGUUUGAUUCUGAUGGGAGACAUAUACAUCAAUCAUUUUGGAGAUCUGGGAGCAGCGGAAGAGUGUUACAUGAAAAUCCUCCAAUCAGAUCCCGGCAAUAUCCAAGGCCUGCAUAAUCUGUGUGUAGUGUACUACCGACGACAACGUUUGGUGGAGGCCGAGGCUUGUUUUCAGAAAGCACUUAAGCUCAGUCCGAAUACAAAAUACAUCCGACAACAUCUAGAGGUAACAAGACGUCAGCUCCGACAGAUGGCAGCACAGGUCAAUGAAAAAGAUCAUUUAAAUAACAUGGACGUACCACGUGAUUCAGGUGUUCUUCAGCAGCUACCAUCGUCUCCAGCGUUCAGGUGAUCUGAAGACUAAUAUAAGAUGUCUGUUGUCCAGAAAGCAAAUAGUACAUGAUUAAAACUACAAAGAUAUAAAAUCAUCAACUUGCAUUAGGUAUUCGUGAGAUGGGGCAGCCAUAUUUACUGUACUUGUCUUUAUGAACGAAAAUAUUAAAACAUUAAUGCAUUAAAAACAUGGAAAGUUAUAAGACUUACUUGAGAGGAGUUUUUCCUUUAAGAAAAUGAAGAAAUGGGUCGGAAAGUAUACAAAAAUGUGCCAACAUUAGAUAUUCAAUUCAAGCCCUUAACCUUUACAGGUAUUUGUUUUAUUUUACUAAAUUAUUAAAUGGUGUUUUUCAGUGCAGUAAAUAUUCCCAGUAUGUGAUCAUGACACCUUUCUUAAAAAAUACAAAUGUUUCCAUGAUAAUUAAUGGAAACUGUGAUAAUUCGUCUUUUUUUUUUUUCGUGAAAACU